Molecule: messenger RNA, 1644 nt
Organism: Trifolium pratense (red clover)
Lineage: Eukaryota; Viridiplantae; Streptophyta; Magnoliopsida; Fabales; Fabaceae
Exons: 3
Coding region: 1-1644 (547 amino acids)
Source: RefSeq, a predicted model, not a curated record
AUGCACUAUCCUUCUCAUCAACGCAUGAUCCAUACAGGCUCAAGAAGCAUAACAACUUGGUUAGUCUUAAUCACAAUUGUUUUAUAUGUUCUUUAUUCUUCCAACAUUCUUCUCUUCAAUGAUCAACAAGAUUGUCAACCAACAACAACAACUUUAGAUGACACACCACAAGAACAUGUUCACAUUACUAGUUACAAUAUUUCUUCAACUUCUGAUAGAAACAUUGAACACAAAGUUUUACCAAUAGAAAAUAAAGAACAAACCGAAGAUGAAACCGAACAAGAGCAAGAUCAAGAACAAGAAGAAGAACCGGAACCAGAAGGAGAAGGUGAAGAACAAGAACAAGAAAACAAAUUACCUAUUGUUGUUAGGUUAACGCCUCAACAAAUGGCUCAAAGAGAAGAAACUGAGCUGAAACAUAUUUGUUUUGGGAUAGCUGCUUCAUCAAAUUUAUGGAAUACAAGAAAAGAAUACAUUAAAAUAUGGUGGAGACCAAAACAAACUAGAGGUGUUGUUUGGUUAGAUCAACGAGUUAGUACUCGAGCGAACGAAGGGUUACCUGAGAUACGAAUCUCGGGUGAUACUUCUAGAUUUCGAUAUACGAAUCGACAAGGACAAAGAUCAGCAUUGAGGAUAUCAAGAGUUGUGACAGAAACAUUGAAACUUGGAAUGAAAGAUGUGAGAUGGUUUGUUAUGGGAGAUGAUGAUACUGUUUUUGUUGUUGAUAAUGUUGUUAGAAUUCUUUCAAAGUAUGAUCAUAGACAUUUUUAUUAUGUUGGUAGUUCUUCUGAAAGUCAUGUUCAGAAUAUUCAUUUUUCAUAUGCUAUGGCAUAUGGUGGUGGUGGAUUUGCUAUAAGUUAUCCAUUGGCUUUGGAGUUAGCUAAGAUGCAAGAUCGUUGUAUUCAGAGGUACCCUGCUUUGUAUGGUAGUGAUGAUAGGAUUCAAGCUUGUAUGGCUGAGUUAGGAGUGCCACUCACAAGAGAAGCUGGAUUUCACCAGUAUGAUGUAUAUGGAGAUCUAUUAGGCCUUCUCGGAGCACAUCCAGUGGCACCACUAGUAUCCCUACACCACCUUGAUGUAGUACAACCAAUAUUCCCAAGAAUGUCAAGAGUACAAUCUCUUAAACACUUGAUGGAAUCUAUAAACCAAGAUUCAGCAAGCAUAAUGCAACAAUCAAUAUGCUAUGACAAAACCAGGUAUUGGUCAAUUUCAGUUUCAUGGGGAUUCAUGGUUCAAAUUCUGAGAGGAGUUUUGUCUCCUAGAGAAUUAGAGAUGCCAUCAAGAACUUUUUUGAAUUGGUAUAGAAGAGCUGAUUAUACUGCUUAUGCAUUCAACACAAGACCUGUUGCUAAACAUCCUUGUCAAAAGCCUUUUGUUUACUACAUGAGUAAAACUCAUUAUGAUUCAGCUAGUAAAAAAAUUGUUGGUGUUUAUACUCGCGAUAAAUUUAAGAAUCCUUUUUGCCGUUGGAAAAUGAAUUCGCCGGAGAAAAUUACUUCCAUUGUUGUCACAAAAAGUCGCGAUCCUUUGCGCUGGAAAAAGUCACCAAGGAGAGAUUGUUGUAGAGUUUUGCCAUCUCGUAAGCCCACAACUCUAUUCUUAUCAGUAGGCACUUGUCAAGAGGGUGAAGUUACUGAAUUGUAG